Molecule: messenger RNA, 2751 nt
Organism: Spea bombifrons (plains spadefoot toad)
Lineage: Eukaryota; Metazoa; Chordata; Amphibia; Anura; Pelobatidae
Gene: EPN2
Product: epsin 2
Exons: 9
Coding region: 447-2237 (596 amino acids)
Biological process (GO): endocytosis
Cellular component (GO): clathrin vesicle coat; plasma membrane; endosome
Molecular function (GO): clathrin binding; phospholipid binding
Source: RefSeq, a predicted model, not a curated record
CUCUCCUCCCCAGCCCGGCUCACAUCUCCCCGCCAGCGCUCUGCCGCUCCACAGACACCCGAUCCCGCUGCCCCCGCUGGCCCCAGAGCCUCCCCUCUGCGCUCUCACCCCGAGCUGGGAGGGGUGGGGGGAGAGGAUCUGCCUCCCUGCCCCCGCUAGAUACCCUGACCGGAGUCCCGUCCCGGAGGAGCCUCACCGCAGAGAGCCGGCAGCCCAGUGGGCUCGUGGAGUUGGGAAAUGCAGGAGAGUUGAGGAGAUGCUCGUAGUCGGAGCCUUGCUGACCGCCACUCGUUCCUCGUCGACGCGCGGAUUCCGGCCGGAGGAUCGGUCUGUGAACAUCGUAACCCAUGGACAGCUGGGCUCUGGAUCGUAGCUGAUAUCUCCGACCGCGUUUUAAUUGGGCGGACAUCGAGACUUUUCUUUCUUGGGUUUUAAUUGGUACAAAAAUGACGACCUCAUCCAUAAGGAGACAGAUGAAGAACAUCGUCAACAAUUACUCCGAGGCGGAGAUAAAGGUGCGGGAGGCCACCUCCAACGACCCGUGGGGUCCCUCCAGCUCCCUGAUGACGGAGAUCGCCGACUUGACGUACAACGUGGUGGCCUUUUCAGAGAUAAUGAGCAUGAUCUGGAAGAGGCUGAACGACCACGGGAAGAACUGGAGGCACGUUUACAAAGCGCUGACUUUGUUGGAUUAUCUCAUCAAGACGGGCUCGGAGCGGGUGUCCCACCAGUGCAAGGAGAACAUUUUCGCCAUACAGACGCUGAAGGACUUCCAGUACAUCGACCGCGACGGCAAGGACCAGGGCAUCAACGUGCGGGAGAAAUCGAAGCAGCUGGUGGGUCUCCUGAAGGAUGACGAGAGGCUGAAGGGCGAGAGGGCCCAGGCUCUCAAAACCAAAGAGAGAAUGGCCCAGGUGGCCACCGGGGUGGGGAGCAACAACCAGAUCUCGUUUGGCCGAGGAUCUAGCCAACCCAACCUGUCCACCAGCUACUCCGAGCAAGACUACGGGAAGUCCGGUGGAUCACCAGCGUCCUAUCAUGGCUCCACGUCUCCGAGGGUCUCUUCCGAGCUGGAGCAGGCCCGGCCUCAGACCAGCGGCGAGGAGGAGCUGCAGCUUCAGCUGGCCCUGGCAAUGAGCCGAGAGGUGGCAGAGCAGGAGGAGCGCAUCCGGCGAGGAGAUGACCUGCGGCUACAAAUGGCCCUCGAGGAAAGCCGAAAAGAUACCAUAAAAGUGCCGAAGAAGAAAGCGCAGAAGACGUCUCUCAUGGACCUCAUAGACGCUCUCCCAGCGGCAGCGGCUUCCGGACCCCAGAAAUCAGAGCCUUGGUUGGCCGGAGCGGCGGCGGCACCAACACCAGCGACGGCAUCUAAUAGCCACCCCGACCCGUGGGGAGCGGCUGCCUCCCCGCCGGCCUCGCUCGACCCCUGGCAGUCUUUCGGAGGUACGAAGACAGCGGCCCCCAAUGAUCCCUGGGGGGCCGACGCCGCGUCAGCCCUGCCGCCGCUUCCAAAAAGCACAGACCCUUGGUCUCCCGCCCCGCCAGCAGGGGGAACAAAUGGCACCGCGGACCCCUGGGGGCCACCUCCUGCCGCCAAGAGCGCUUCAUCUAACGCAGGGGGGGCUUCGUUCGACCCGUUCAGUAACCUCAACGGGGCCGCCAAGGACGACUUCUCGGAAUUCGACAGCCUCCGGACCUCAUCCAAAGUAUCAGCGGAUUCCCUCUCCACGCUCCCGUCCAUGCGCAGCGGGACCACCAGCCCGGAUCUGUUUGAUUCUCAGAACGCAAGCGGCACCAAACCGACGGCGGCUCGUAAGACGCCGGAGUCCUUCCUGGGGCCCAACGCAUCCCUGGUGAACCUGGACACGCUGGUCCACAUGCCCCCGCCGGCCGCCCCCACCUUCAACCCGUUCUUGGCUUCCGGAGCCGCCACAUCGGGAGGAGCGCCGCAGGUCAACCCCUUCCAAGUGAACCAGCCCCAGGCUCUCACACUCAACCAGCUGCGCUCCAGCCCUCUGAUGGGAGCGAGCGCGUCUUUCAACGCGAUGGGGACCGCGCCGGCCGACCCUGCGCCGCCUCUAGCCGCGCCGCUCCUAGGCGUGUCGACGCUGCCGGCCGCGCACCCAGCGGGACUCGGGCUAAACAUGAGCAUGUCCGCCACGUUGCCCCACCACGGCACCGCCAUGCCGCCGACUGCGGCGCAAGCGAUGAACGUCACCAACCCCUUCCUGCUAUGAACGUUGGGAUUUGCUGCGUGGGAAGAGUUCCAGCCGAAGGCCGGGCGACAGAUAAUCCGAGGCAGACACUACAUGCAGACACACCGCUUCGCCAUCUUUUGUUGUUGUUUUUUUUUUGUUCAUAUCUUCACUCCUAAUGACGUUUCUUCCAUCAGCAAAGGGGUACGCCGCGUCCGGUGGCCCUCCGGGGCCGGCGCCGUCCCGCCUCCGCAAAAGGAGUCAGAGCUGGAAGCUUCUCGCCAAAGUCAGAUGCGAUCCUCGGAAGUGUGGGGGAGGGGGUGACGCCGAUGUAGACACAGCCGGACCCUUAAACAUCCAACAAAACAAAAAAAACUCACCCCUCCUGAGCCAAUCCUGGCUCAUCUUUUACACCUUUUUUUGGGGGGGGGAAUGAAAAGCUAUACCUGUUGCUUUGGGGAAAGAAAAGAAAAAAAAACCAGGCUUGUGGGUUUCAGCUGAUUGCAUUGGUUAAGGAAAUGCAAACAUGGACGAUAAAAGCUUAAAAAAAUCCUAA